Anastrepha obliqua is the source of this 503-nucleotide messenger RNA. RefSeq lists its product as uncharacterized. The coding region runs from base 57 to 440 and encodes 127 amino acids. The record is from RefSeq and is a predicted model, not a curated record. The transcript is spliced from 2 exons. Lineage: Eukaryota; Metazoa; Arthropoda; Insecta; Diptera; Tephritidae.
CUCACCAGACAGAGCAGAACCAUUAGUUCUACUAUAACUGUUUAAAGAGUAUCAACAUGAAAAUCGCUUUGAGUUUGUUCUGUGUGCUGGCGCUCUUCGGUGCUAUUCAGGCAGAAAUGAUCCGAUUUCCCUAUUUAUUGUUUACCCUUCCUAAUGCAACCACUUCGGAAGCGGUUAACAAUACGGACGCGAAAUCUUUGUGCCUGCAAACUUAUCUGCCUUUACUUUCCGACUACUCCGCGCUCUUUACGGCUACUUCUCGUCAGUUAGUCGACUGCCUCAGUGAUGGACAUGAACAAACCCAGUGCGUACAAAAAUACCAACGUAUUUUUGCAGACAUCGAAGCCAAUUCCACAGCUAUUUCUGAAACAAUGGCUGAAUGCUUGAAGGCAGAUUCCACAUCUACUUCCAGUUCUGAUGCUGCUGUAAAGUCUAAUUGAUUUGUAAGAUUUUAAGGAAAUUACCAACAAAUUCGUACUUUGUAUUUUAAAAUUUAUGAAAAU